AUGGCUACUGACCAAAAUGUGCCUGACAAAGUCAUUGUAUGCCUGAGCCAGUUGAUGACCCUCUUCGCGAUCUGCAUCAGCUGUGGUGAGGCAUCCAAGGGCCACGUGGACUACCAGAGAGGGACAUACGUGAAAAUCAAGCAGGUCUGUGAAGAGUGCGGUUACCAGCGUGUAUGGCACAAUCAAGACAUGUUGGGCAGAAACAUGCCAGUGUGCAACCUUCUCCUCAGUGGCGCAAUCCACUUUUCUGGCUGUAUGGUAUCACAGACCAUUAGAAUGCUCCAGCUCUUCGGCCUCCAGUGCAUCAGUGUUAGCACAUACUUCCGUCACCAGCGUCUGUACACUAUACCAACCAUUAUCAACGCCUGGCAACAUCAGCAGAAGGAGAUCAUUAGUCAGCUGAAGGCGAUGGACGGAGGACUCAUUCUGUCUGGUGACUGCAGAUCUGACUCUCCGGGCCACUGUGCCAAAUACGGAUCUUACACAGUCAUCGAGGAUCGCAUAAACAAGGUGUUAGAUCUUCAACUUGUUCAGAGCUCAGAAGUUCCAAACAGCACGUGGUGCGAGAUGGAGGGCCUGAAGCGCAGUGUUACAUUCCUGAAAUCUCAAGAUCUUCAGCUGGCAGCCAUAAUAACUGACAGAAAUCGCCAGGUUGCUAAGUGGGUGCGGGAGGAGUUGUGCCCAGAAGGAACGAGCCAUUACUUCGAUAUCUGGCACAUCGGUAAAAGUGUGAAAAAAGCAUUGGACGUGGCAUCAAAAGAGAAGGGCUGUGAGGACCUGAAGCUGUGGAGGCCAGCGCUCAUUAAUCACCUGUACUGGACGGCGGCAUCAACAGCUAGUGGGGACCCUAACGUUAUGGAGGCCAAGUGGCGCAGUAUGGUGAAUCAUGUCCAGGACAUCCAUGAGCACGGCAACCAAGAAUUUCCAACCUGCGCACACCCACCUCUUGAGGGAGAAGCAAGAGAGAAGGAGUGGCUUGAACCAGGAUCUGCAGCAGCAAUUAAAUUAGAGGCUGUCACCACAAGAGGGGCACUGGUCAAGGAUAUACGGCAGCUGUCACCGCAGCACCAGACCUACUCCCUGGAGGCUUUCCACUCGCUCAUCCUACGAUUUGCUCCAAAGCAUACCAGCUUUUCCUAUGUGGGGAUGUACUGCAGACUUCUCUUGGCGGCGUUGCACUACAACAACAAUGGUGACCGCCAGAUUGUC
Molecule: messenger RNA, 1209 nt
Organism: Engraulis encrasicolus (European anchovy)
Lineage: Eukaryota; Metazoa; Chordata; Actinopteri; Clupeiformes; Engraulidae
Exons: 9
Source: RefSeq, a predicted model, not a curated record